Molecule: messenger RNA, 1317 nt
Organism: Pistacia vera
Lineage: Eukaryota; Viridiplantae; Streptophyta; Magnoliopsida; Sapindales; Anacardiaceae
Product: subtilisin-like protease SBT4.14
Exons: 6
Coding region: 1-1317 (438 amino acids)
Biological process (GO): proteolysis
Molecular function (GO): serine-type endopeptidase activity
Source: RefSeq, a predicted model, not a curated record
AUGGGCCCAGUUUGGCUAGUCUUAAUAAUCAUGCCCCGUGGCUUGUCACCGUUGCAGCUAGUGGCAUUAAUAGGCAAUUUAGGAGCAAAGUUGAGUUGGGCAAUGGGAAUUGGGUUCAGCGCAUUUGAACCAAAGCAGAAAUUAUACCCACUAGUUAAUGGAGCUGAUGUUGCCAAAAACAACGGCGAAAAGGAGAGUGCAAGGUUCUGUAUUUCUGAUUCAUUGGACCCUAAAAAGGUGAAGGGAAAGCUUGUUUACUGCCAGCUAGAGAUAUGGGGUGUUGAUUCUGUUGUUAAAGGGAUUGGAGGGGUAGGCACUAUAGUUGAAAGUGAGCGCUAUCUUGAUACCGCCCAGAUUUUUAUGGCACCAGGGACCAUGGUCAAUUACAGCGACGGCAAGAUCAUCACCAGUUAUAUUAAUUCCACAAGGAAACCUUUAGCAGUUAUAUACAAAUCCCAGGAAUUAGAAAUCCCUGCUCCGUUUAUAGCUUCUUUUUCGUCCCGUGGUCCGAAUCCUGGGUCAAAACGCAUUCUGAAGCCUGAUAUUGCAGCACCAGGUGUUUCCAUCUUGGCAUCUUACACGCCUUUGAAGUCACUAACUGGAUUGGAAGGUGACACCCAAUUUUCGAAAUUCUCGAUUAUGUCUGGGACUUCCAUGGCUUGUCCUCAUGUUGCCGGUGUAGCAGCCUACGUUAAGUCGUUUCAUCCGAGUUGGAGCCCAGCAGCAAUAAAAUCGGCUAUAUUGACCUCAGCAACACCUAUGAGCCGGAGGAUGGACCGCUUCGCUGAAUUUUCGUAUGGUACCGGCCAAGUGAACCCACAUAAAGCUGCGAGCCCUGGCUUAAUUUAUGAAAUAGAUCAAAUGGGUUACAUCCAGUUUUUAUGCCACGAGGGCUAUACGGGAUCAUCUUUGGGUGUUUUAGUUGGUUCGAAAUCCAUAAAUUGUUCCUCAUUAGUUCCUGGAUUUGGCUAUGAUGCUCUUAACUAUCCAACAAUGCAAGUUAAAUUGAAUGGUGACAAACGAUCAACCACUGCGAUUUUCCAGAGGACUGUCACCAAUGUGGGUGCUCCUGUAUCCAUUUAUAAUGCCACGAUUAAAUCUCCAAGAGGAGUGGAAAUCUCUGUUAAGCCCAUGAGUCUCUCCUUCUCUCGCAGCAUGGAGAAACAGAGCUUCACAGUUGUGGUGAAGGCAAACCCAAUGCCAGCUUCUACACAACUGUUAUCAGGUUCACUUGUAUGGAAAAGCCCUCGACAUGUUGUUAGGAGCCCUAUUGUUCUUUAUCAAGCACAAGAAUCAGAUUUUAUCAAACACUACUAG